Messenger RNA from Anisakis simplex (herring worm), 273 nucleotides. NCBI's taxonomy places the organism in Eukaryota, Metazoa, Nematoda, Chromadorea, Rhabditida, Anisakidae. The record is from the annotation of a GenBank genome assembly.
GAUGCAUCAAAGACUAGUAGUAAUAUGACGUCGUCAGCAACAGCGACAACACGAGGCGUGGUACAAGCAAAGAAAAUAGUUACCGCCAAAGGAACCACAACGACGAUCAUCGAUGAGUGCGGAGGGCUGGACGGUAUCGCAGCACAGGUGAAUGUCAACUCGUCACCAUCACCUCUGCCCAGUGCCAACAAUACAAACGUCAAAUUUCCGGCACCUCCACCGCCGGUUAUGAACGCUAAUGUUUCAAGAGUUAAUGUCAGUCGUGCUCACUAA